ACCACAGGGAGACACGGGGGGACACCACAGGGAGACACGGGGGGACACCACAGGGAGACACGGGGACACAGGGUCUGUGGGCAGGGCGUGUUACGGAGCGAGACGUGGAGGCAGGUAAUCGUCCACGCAGGAGACGCGGGUUCACUCACGGGACACGGGGUGGAGCAGGAGGUGACUUCGCGCACUUGGCAUCACUGUAAACUCCUCCUCAUCCUCCUCCAUCAUCACCACCACCUCCUCCUCCUCCAGGGAUCUCCCACUCGCGAGGAGAAGGCGGCCCGAUGAGACGAGGUUGCUGGGGGGGCUUUUGUGGAGGAGCGCUUCGGUUGAGGAAGCUCCAGCAGGAGCGUUGUGAUCCAGAGGUUGAGGGGUUGCAGUGAAUUGAGGGCGAGGUUGGGAAGAAGGGGGUGCUUGAGGAGGCUGCGAAACGUUGAGCAAGCUAAGGAGGUUGCGGGAGGAGGAGAUUGACGAGGGGAGUGCGGGGAAUUGAGGAGGUAGCCGAGGAGGGUUGAGAAGACGGGGAGAGGCUGAUGUAGCCGAGCAGCUGGAGUCAAAAUCUUGAGACGUUGGAGGUUGAGGAAGCUGAGGGAGAAGGCCGACGAGGUUGAGGAGGCCGGGCAUGGAGGGCCGUGCGGGCUGGUGUGGCCUAGCCCGUGGCUGCUGCCACGCGUGCCCCGAGGCGGCCGAGAGGCGCAGCGUGGAGGCCCUCCUCGCCUGCAGCGGGACCGCGGACGAGGAGGACGACGAGGAGGAGGAGGAGGCGGUGAGGACGAGGGGAGCCUGGGCUGAAGAGGUUCACGGUUGGCGCCGCUCCGCUCCCUACUCCCUGCUGACUCCGAACUCCGCGCGGCGCCGCGGCGCCACCGGCCCGUCCACUGCGCCCGCCCGCGGGUCCGCCGCGACCUUCCGCCAUGGCACUCCGGGCCGGCCCGCGGCCGCUCGGCGAGCGGCCCGGGAGAGCGGUGGCCCGGGAGCGGCGCGGGAGACCUGGGACUUGGCCACAGAGCCGGGGGCUCGGCUCGCGACGCUUCAGCAGACCACGUGGGGCAGAUGGACGGGGGACGAGUGGAAAACACGGACGGUCCACAGCGAGGGUUCGUCUCCACGGGGCUGCUACCCUGAUCCCAAUGAGCAGGAUGAGGAGAAGGAUGAUGAGCAGGAUGAGGAGGAGCAUGAGGAGGAGCAUGAGGAGGUGGAGGAACGAGGGGAGGUGGAGGAGCUCUCCUCGGCUGUGUCUCAGCUCCACGUGGCCUCGCGCGCUAUCGUCAGGGACGAGGAGGAGGACUGCGCCACGUCGACCGAUGAGCGGAAUGAGGAUUGGCGAGGCGCGCACCGCGGCCCCAUGCAGGAAUCCGGCUCCAAAGCCAGUGCGGCCCACGACAGCGACCAGGGGCCCAACUUGCCACCGUCGUUCAGCCUCUACUCAGUCCUGCCGCCGGUGAGGGGCGAGGCUCGCGGCUCUCUGGCCAAUCCGGCGUCGGGGCUCUCCGAUCCAUGGCGGCACCUGGACGCGGACGUGCUCAGGAUUGACAAUUGCCGGCGUGUCGAGUCGGCACCGGCCGGGAGGGGAAGCGGCGGCUUGAACCACGAGCCGGCGGGCCGCCAACGCUGGAGGAGCUCCCAGCAGCCCGCGGCAGGGAGGGCGGCAGGGAGGGCGGCCAGGAGGGCGACAGGGUCGCGCGCUCACGAGCGAGCGGCCAGGAUGCGAUGCGGGGUCGGGACUGCCGGCAGGAAGGGCGAACGAACGGGAAAGGAUGUGACGGAAAGGCCGGGUUCCGGCGGCGGGAGCGGUGGCGACGGUGGCAACGCGGAGAGCGUGGGGAACGUGCAGCCAGAGGGUUUCGGAACUCGGGAUGAGCACAGGGCCAGGGGACGCCUGCCGCUAGUGCAGGGAUGCAAGGUCCGUAUCCCCAUGGUACCACACACACUGCUCUUGUGACUAAGACCAACAGAGUGAAAAAACAGCCUCUGUAUCAUCGUCACCGCCACCAUCGUCAUCAUCUGAUCAUCAUCAAAUGCUCCCUGGGACCUGGAUGCGUCUGAGCUAUGGUAUGGAUCCCCACGUGGGACUUUCAACUCAAACCACGGUUGAGAGAUGUUUAUCGGACGGUGUUAAAGUGCACCGAGUGCAAUCGAGAGACACGUGUUAGGCCUGUUUGCAGCGAGCCACUGCUUGACGCUUACCGAAAAAAAUACCCGCGGGAACACUCAGCUUACACGCGGGCGUGUGCGACGACCUCACUGCCACGCCGACUCGCCUUUCAUCGCUCCGGACUCAUUAGCGCGUGCGGCUCCAUUGACUGGGGUCAUUAAUCACGGCGAGAGAUCACUGGUCGCGGGAUGUGGGUGUUGGCUUACGGUGGGCGUCGGUGGUGAAGGGAGGAGGGGGGGGCAUUACGAUGCUCGCAGCUUGUAGGACGAAAAGCACACCGGGACCGGAGCGCGGUUACUUAAGGCGGCAGCGGCAAUGCAGUGGCAACCGGAGCUUGCUAACCUGUGGAUCAUCGUGCCCUCACUAGCCACUCCCACCCGCACCUCCACAAAAACCCAUUUACCCUCACCCGCCCCCGGCUAUUUGCAACGCUGAGAUGCAUAACGCUACGUUAGGUUCACUCAACUGACCACUGCGGGCCCCCUCCCACUGUCCCGCAAAGUUUGUGGUAUUGGUACCACAGCACCAUUGUGUAACCCCCCUCCCCCGCCCACACCAAGGGAGAAGGAAUAUUGGAAUAUUCGCUCCCGCCAGCGGACGUUUGUUGCCCUCAAAGAGGGCCGAGCGUUAAGGUCAGGUGAAGCGAUAUAAGCUGAGAAAAAAAACCCAGCUACUUCGAAGAGGGCACAGUUAGGGCCAGAUGGUAUGAACAUUUUAAAUGCUACUGAAAAAGUGUGAACUUUUUUAGAAAUGCUGUAAAAAAAAGUGUCCUUAAAAAACAAGGUUGUACUUUGAAAUACACGCGAUUCCUUGUCUACAAAACCAAAUAAGGGGGAUACAAAUAUUGUGAAGCGGAAAUAAUACUUUGUUCGCCUAACUUGUAAUGCUGAAUGGUACUGGAGCAUCGAUGCGGCGGCUCACUCAUUGCACUCUGAUCCCAGCGACGUCGAUUCAAUUCCCAGCCACAGUGGCGAGUGACAUCUGAACAGGUCCUGGGUUUCCCCCUCCUUCACCGACCUGCUCUUUCCAUCGUGGUGAAGUAUGGUCAAAUUACCCCCAUUACCGAGAAGGCGUGGGGAGGCAUUCAGCAAUGGAUUGAAUAGGGGCUGUACAAUGACCUACUCCUCUCUACAGAACACAUAGCGGCAGAGCGGUGGUGCAGUGCUCCACACUUGUGUCACAGCAAGAAGGGCCUGGGUUUGGAUUCCCGCCUCGACAGCCUUUCAUUGCGAAGUUUAAUUUAUUUUCCCCCUGUUCUGCGUGGAUUUCCUCCAGCUUCCCCAGUUUCCUCCCAUAGUUUAAAAACAAACAAUCAAAACCCCAUACAAUGCAACCGGUGUUGAUGAAAACAACUUGAAUGCUGCAAAAUUACCUGACAAUUAUUCAAUCGAGAUGACUUGCACACACACGUGGUCGGCGUUGGGUGCUUGCAAGUCGUUGGCGCUAAAAGACCCGGCAGGGGCGCUUGUAAUUAUUAACGGCCACGGGCGGGACCUCGAGCGUGCCCGUGCACGGCGAUUGAUCGUAACCGCCGACACUCGGCGACGAUGUGUAAUGUCGCCCCCCCCCCCCCCCCGCUGUAAAGUAACACGCGUCUUUAAACUAUACAGACGCCACGGGAGGGGGUGCGGUCGUGCUGGGGUCGAGCAGAGGAACGGGGGAUGGUUAAAGAUUACGUACCAAGCCAGUAUGUAUGUUGAACUUCUUUGGCACUGUACGUAGCUAACCGUGCUAACCGGAGGUGCAGAGGAAGGACAACACACUAGUGUUCUUAUUCGUAAGGUUUUCCUCUUAGUGCAAAGCAAUUUAUGUGCAUUUUUUCGUAGGAUUGUUAAGCGUUAAUUGGAGGUAAAUAUACGCUUAUGUCAAGGUGGCUAUUCGGGUCUCUCACCAUCACGAACCGCCUGUCCCGUUAAACGGAUGUUGAAAGCGUGCGUGUGCGAGAUGUAUUCAACCACAAUAGGCCGGAUAAACUACAGUUAAUCCCAUCUGCUGAUUCAGGCCAAAUUAAUUGGCCAGGAUCACCUUGCCCAAUUUUAUUCGAAAGGGCGCCGCGGUGGCUAGGAGAUGUUAACUACCUCACCUGGUAUACAGGAGUUCGAUCCCGACCCUGACGCCUGCUGUAUAUUUGGAGUUUGCACGUUCUCCCCAUGGUCGCAUGGAUUC
Messenger RNA from Petromyzon marinus (sea lamprey), 4318 nucleotides. RefSeq lists its product as uncharacterized. Lineage: Eukaryota; Metazoa; Chordata; Hyperoartia; Petromyzontiformes; Petromyzontidae. The record is from RefSeq and is a predicted model, not a curated record.